AUCCGAUCGCCUUUAAACUGGGAAUAAUAUUUCUUCUUCGACGCUACCUGCUCAUUCCUGCGCCGUCGAUAUCGAAAUUAGGGUUUUUUCUUUUUUUUUUCUUUUGUCUCGCCUAGUGGGUAAUUUGGGUUUGUGAUAAGAAAAAUGGUGUCAUCGUUCAUACGUGAAGGGUUUUGUAUAGAAUGUUAAUUUCAAUGAAUAUAUGCGGAAAGCUUAUAACUUUCGCCAAAAGGUUUGAUCUUACCUCAAAAUAUGAUCUUUAGUGUAUUUCAGCGAAUUCAAUUGGAGAAAAUUUCUCCCUUUUUUGCAGAAGAAGCUUGGAGUUGAUAUUGACUUUAUUGGUGGUGCAUGAAGCUAUUUCUUAUAAGUUAAUAGAAAUUGGGAAAGAUUUGGGAUCAAUAUAUAUAUAUUUACUAUAAGGUGGAGCUACGAAAUGUUGCGUUUGAGUAGUAUUGGAUUCGAUAUCUCAAGAAGUUUCAUUCAUCUUGCUGAGUGGCAUCCUUUGGAAUAACGAAGCUUCUCGGGCUUUGAAGCCCUCUUUUUUGCAGAGUUUUCGGAAUUCCUAGCUUUUCAACAUACUAGAGAUUUCAUUUUUGUUUUGGAGUAGAUAAUGUUUCGUGAUAGCUUCUCAUUUGCCCAAGCGAUGGGUUGCUUUGGGUGCUUUGGUUGCUCUGAGAGAUCAAGACAAUCACUAAAACCAUACGAUGAUGAUGAUACGUAUUCCAAUGAUGGUGAUGUAACCAGCUAUGCUGGAGGAGAUGAAGAAGAAGAAGAAAUAGAUGAAGAAGAAGAAGAGAAAGUAGUAGAGCAGCAGAGCCGUUCCAAACGUUCUGAGGAAAUUUUGAAAUAUAAACUACAAAAUGGACUAAUCUGCAGGCGGUUUCUAGUGAAGGAAACUAAUAAACUUAUACGGGGAGAGGAUGAAGAUGGAAACAAGACAGUUAAUGAGUUUGUUCGUCAGCGUAAAAUUGGAUCUGGAAGCUAUGGGAAAGUAGUUCUAUAUCAAAGCACUGUCGAUGGAAAGGAUUAUGCUAUUAAGGCUUUUCACAAAUCACAUUUGUUAAGGCUACGGGUUGCACCUUCAGAAACUGCUAUGGGAGAUGUUCUUCGUGAGGUUAUGAUAAUGAAAAUCCUGGAGCAUCCUAAUAUAGUUAACCUCAUUGAGGUUAUUGAUGACCCUGAGACUGAUCAUUUUUACAUGGUUCUUGAAUAUGUUGAUGGGAAAUGGGCUUAUGAUGCUUCUGGACCACCGGGUGCUCUCGGAGAGAAUACUGCUAGAAAGUACUUGCGGGAUGUAGUUGCUGGCCUCAUGUACCUUCAUUCUCAUAAUGUAAUUCACGGCGACAUUAAACCGGACAAUUUGCUGGUUACUAGUACCGGGACAGUGAAGAUAGGAGAUUUCAGUGUAAGCCAAGUAUUCAAGGAUGAUGAUGAUCAACUACGUAGAUCUCCUGGGACUCCUGUCUUCACUGCCCCAGAAUGUUGUUUAGGUAUAACAUACAGUGGCAGAGCUGCAGACACAUGGGCAGUGGGAGUUACUUUGCAUUGUAUGAUAUUAGGACAGUACCCGUUUCUUGGUGAUACACUUCAGGAUACUUAUGACAAGAUUGUUCACAACCCGUUGAUAAUACCGGAAGGACUGAAUCCUCAGCUCAAGGACUUGAUCACAGGUCUACUUUGCAAAGACCCAAACAAGAGGAUGACGUUGAAAGCUGUGGCGGAGCAUCCAUGGGUCACUGGAGAAGAUGGGGUUGUCCCGGAGUACUUUUGUUGGUGCAAACGCAAAGCUCAAGAAGAAGAAGCACAUAAUGGGAUUGAAAUGGUAGCUGAGAUUGCAGAUUCUUAACCAAAGACCAGUUUACGUGAAAACUUGGCAAACAUAUCGUUUUGUCUGUUCAAAUCCCUUUAGGCGGGUCGAAGCGAUUGCGUUUAUGUUGUAUGUAAGAGAGUUCCUUAGAGAGACUUCUCUUGAUUGUUAUUUGUUUUUCCUCUUUUGUUGUUUUUACUUUUCUUUCUUUUUGGUUAUAUUUUUUUUUUCUAUAUAUAAAGAUAACCUGUUUGCCU
This is a messenger RNA of Eutrema salsugineum, 2064 nucleotides long. RefSeq names its product serine/threonine-protein kinase GRIK1. The record is from RefSeq and is a predicted model, not a curated record. Gene Ontology annotation, molecular function: protein serine/threonine kinase activity; ATP binding. Gene Ontology annotation, biological process: intracellular signal transduction; protein phosphorylation. The transcript is spliced from 12 exons. Bases 611 to 1846 code for a protein of 411 amino acids. NCBI's taxonomy places the organism in Eukaryota, Viridiplantae, Streptophyta, Magnoliopsida, Brassicales, Brassicaceae. Gene Ontology annotation, cellular component: cytoplasm.